Messenger RNA from Armigeres subalbatus, 3913 nucleotides. RefSeq names its product transmembrane protease serine 9-like. Gene Ontology annotation, molecular function: serine-type endopeptidase activity. Gene Ontology annotation, biological process: proteolysis. Bases 36 to 3788 code for a protein of 1250 amino acids. The record is from RefSeq and is a predicted model, not a curated record. Lineage: Eukaryota; Metazoa; Arthropoda; Insecta; Diptera; Culicidae. The transcript is spliced from 13 exons.
UCACUUAGUUUGCAGUCGGGAUUGUAUUUGAACGGAUGCAAGUUCUUUGCUUAUUGGAUGCAGUAAUCUUCAUACUCAGUGGUACACGAAAAGGUCCCCGAUUGGAAGUAAUAAUGCAUGGGUUGAGUGCAGUUUUAAUUUUGCUGGCAAUAAUAUCAUUAAUUCAUGCUUUGAAAGAAAAUGAACCUUGUAUUGAUCCCGCUGGUGAGCAAGGGGAAUGUAUCUAUCUACGGGAAUGCGAUCCACUGGUCAAGAUCCUACAAAAAGGAGUAUUUACACCGCAGGAAAGGAAUUUUAUAACUCGAAGUCGCUGCGGUAUGACUGCCGAGAGGAAAAACUUGGUUUGCUGCAAGGGAGUCAUUGAUGAGGGACUUCCGGAGCCUCCUAAAUGUGGUGUAGAUUUCAGCAACCGCAUUCACGGAGGACAAGAAACCGAAAUGGACGAGUUCCCGUGGACUGGCUUGAUCAAUUACCGUUUGCCCAACGGCAAAACCGGCUUUCAUUGUGGUGCCUCAUUGAUUAACUCUCGAUACGCGGUUACCGCGGCCCAUUGUAUCCAAGCCAUUCCUCGUAGCUGGAGUGUGAUAGGAGUCCGCUUGGGUGAGUGGGAUUUGAGUAAGGAGCGCGAUUGCGAAAGCGAUAACGCUACUUGCACGGAUGCACCGGUUGAUUUGGGCAUAGAGCGGAUCAUUGUUCACGAAGAAUAUGAUGCACAAAACAAGGCUCAGUACAAUGAUAUUGCUUUGAUUCGGUUCAACCGAAAUGUUCACAUGUCGUCGUACAUUGCUCCGAUUUGUUUGCCUCAUAGGGAUCCUCAACGGUCGCGUGAUCAUGUUGGCACCAUGGGGUACGCCGCUGGAUGGGGCCAAACCGAAAAAGGUACUGCUAGCAACGUCAAACUAAAAGUCAAACUGGAAGUUAAAGAUUUCCGAGGUUGCGUGAACACCUACAGGCCUGCCGGAUUGAUUCUCCGGGACACGCAGCUAUGCGCCGGUGGUGUAAAGGGUGAAGAUACUUGCAGUGGAGAUUCAGGAGGGCCAUUCACUAAGCUGGAUCGAUCGAACAAUUAUCUGAUCGGAAUUGUCAGCUUCGGUCCUAACAAGUGCGGAACUGCGGGUGUUCCGGGGGUUUACACAAACGUUGCCAUGUAUACUGAUUGGAUCAAGAAAAACGUCAGACCUAUCAGCAGAACCGAACUGAUAGUGAAGGGUGAUGAUACCGCACCGGGAUCGUGGCCCUGGCAUGUGGCUUUAUACCACAGGAAGGGUCGAUCAGACAGCUACGCAUGUGGUGGAACGCUUAUCAGCGAGCAGUUUGUGCUAACGGCAGCGCACUGUGUUCUUCAUCAAGGGAACCGACACCAGUUGGCCAAUAAUAGGAUUUUCGUUCGGCUAGGAGUACAUGAUUUGAAUAUUCUGAAUACCCAAACCUUGCAGCAACAUGAGAUCUAUAAAAUUUAUAAAUCAGAUAAUUUUACGGGACUGGACUUCAAUUAUGACAUUGCCAUACUUGAACUCACCACAUUGGCCAAAUUCAACGAUUAUGUGCAACCGGCUUGUAUUAGCAUCUCGGAUAGUCUCACCGGACAGUUCGGAACGGUGGUGGGCUGGGGAAUUACGGAAGAUGAUGUGACUUCACCGAUUUUAAAAAGCGCAAGAAUGCCGGUCGUCGACAGUAUAACUUGUCUCGAAAGUAAUCGAGCCGUAUUUGGGGCAACUUUGAACAACGGCAUUUUUUGCGCCGGAUAUACGAACGGUACCAGUGUGUGUAACGGCGACAGUGGCGGAGGAAUUUUUUUCCAAGUGGGUAACCUCUGGUACUUGGGUGGCAUUGUGUCCUACGCGCAAAAACGGUCUGACAACAGUAAUCUGUGCGAAACUAUGAGCUAUGGAGCCUUCACAAAUGUACGCGCUUAUCUGACUUGGAUUUCUUCGAUAACUAAACUUGUUUUCCAUACAAACAACGACGUGCUGACAGCGGAUGACUUACGUCCCGAUUUUGGGCGGUGCGAACCAAGAGACGUGGACCCAUCAUUAACCUACCCGAACCUACUGCCCCGGAACUGUGGAAUUUAUAACACCAAUCGGAUUAUUCAGGGCCAGAAAACGAACGUUUUUGAGUUUGCGUGGAUGGCAAUAAUUAGAUACAAUUUGGAUCAGGACUAUGAGCUAGACAACUUAUGCACAGGAACUCUCAUCAGUAGACGUUACGUUCUGACAGCAGCCCAUUGCGUGAGGUCUAGUAAAGCACCCAAAAAAGUGAGAUUAGGAGAACAUACAAUUGGGCAAGACAGAGAUUGCAAUGGCUUAGGUGACGACAGUGACUGCGCUCCGCCUGUCCGUGACUACGGGAUCGAAUGCAUCAUCAGACAUCCAAGCUACAGCCCGCGCCAAAGAUUGCACAACAUUGCUCUGAUUAGGCUCGAUAGGGAAGUUCAACUCGAUGAUCAUAUCCACCCGAUUUGUUUACCGGUUACGGAAGAUUUAAUGCAGCUCAAGCCUGAAAAAUACAUCAUUACCGGAUGGGGCAACACGGAGCACGGUCUGCCAUCUAAGGUUUUGCUGAAAACGGUGGUCCGGUUAGCUAACCGAUCCACCUGCCAAAACUGGAUGAAUAUCGCUGGAUGGAAGUUGGAUCCGAGCCAGCUUUGCGUGGGUGAAAUGGAUGGCGCCGAUUCAUGCCGAGGGGAUGGCGGUGGACCAUUAGGCUUCAGUGUCCGCUACAAUGGGCUGCGUUUUGUGCAGUUUGGAGUUGUCUCGUUUGGGUCCGGGUGCGAUAAAACAGCGGAGUGCACCAGUCCAGUUGGGAAGAACGGUCUAUGCAAGCCACUUCAAGAGUGUCGAUCGAUUGCGAAACUUUUACCGCCUGAACCAAUAACGUCGCCGGAUAUCUUGGGCUUUUUGAAUGCAAGUCGGUGUUCAGUGCCGGAUGUUAAGAAUUCAAUUCCAUUGUUUUGCUGCCCAAUGGAAAGAAUUCCAAAACUGCCCAACUGCGGAAUUGGGGAAACCUUCCGUCUGAUUGGGGGUCAAUCAGUAUUUUUGAGUGAAUUCGCAUGGACCGCCGUGAUUGAGUAUCGUCACCGUGUGGAGGGCUCGAUCCGACCUCAUUGCGGUGCUACGCUGGUUAGCCCCAGAUAUGUCCUUACGGCGGCACACUGUAUUCCUUUGGACACUGAUGAUUGGAAAGCAGUUAGCGUUCGACUGGGUGAGCACGAUCUGAGCACUUCGCCUGAUUGUGAUAACGAAAUGUGCGCUGAUACUCCAAUUACUGCGGGCAUCGAAAAGAUCGUCGUUCAUGAAGGGUACGACCCACUCAACAAGGGACGCUAUGACGACAUUGCACUCGUUCGACUCGAUAGAGAGAUUGAAUUCGGUGUGGAUGUUUCACCCGUUUGUUUGCCUUUCAGAGAAUCAGAUCGGACUCGAAAUAUAACUGGAGAAUGGGAGGCUAAGUCCAUUGGAUGGGGUUUGUCGAGAUCUGCAAACGCAUCAAACGAAAAGUUGAAAGUUAAACUCAACAUUUUGGAUCGAAAACAAUGCUCUGAUUUGGAUGGAGUGAUACUAAGAGAUACACAGUUUUGCACCAAAAUCAGAAAUAAUAAGGAUAUCUGCUCUGCCGACUCUGGAGGUUCACUGAUCUUGAGAGAAUCAAAGCAUCAUAUGGCCAACAUUCUGUAUGGAAUUGCAAGCUACGGAAAGAGUGGACUUUGUGGUACCAAAGAAGAGACAGCAGUUUUCACCGACGUCACUAAAUACGUUGAUUGGAUCGACAACAACAUCGAGUUGUAGUCGUGCAGUAACGUAAAUUUACUAAGGCAUUAUUUACAAGCUUAAUUGCCGUACUUCAUCUUGCUAGAAUGUCAUUGAUAGAAAUAAAUCUAAACUUUUACAAAAUAAAUAGAAAGCAGAAUGUU